AGGAUGGAGAUGCUCCAGGGGCUGCUGCUGUGGCUGCUGCUGAGCGUGGCCGGGGUGUGGGCACCCAGGGGGCCACUGCGGCCGCUGUGCCGGCCCAUCAACGCCACCCUGGCCGCUGAGAAUGAGGCCUGCCCUGUCUGCAUCACCUUCACCACCAGCAUCUGUGCCGGCUACUGCCCCAGCAUGGUUCGGGUGCUGCCGGCUGCCCUGCCGCCUAUGCCGCAGCCAGUGUGCACCUACCGCGAGCUGCGCUUUGCCUCCAUCCGGCUCCCCGGCUGCCCGCCUGGUGUGGACCCAACGGUUUCCUUCCCCGUGGCCCUCAGCUGUCACUGCGGGCCCUGCCGCCUCAGCAGCUCUGACUGUGGGGGUCCCAGAGCCCAGCCCUUGGCCUGUGACCGCUCCCCUCGCCCAGGCCUCCUCUACCUCUAAGGAUCCCCACCUCAACCUCC
Lipotes vexillifer (Yangtze River dolphin) is the source of this 449-nucleotide messenger RNA. RefSeq names its product luteinizing hormone subunit beta (gene LHB). The transcript has 3 exons. Gene Ontology annotation, molecular function: hormone activity. The coding region runs from base 4 to 429 and encodes 141 amino acids. Gene Ontology annotation, biological process: G protein-coupled receptor signaling pathway. The record is from RefSeq and is a predicted model, not a curated record. Gene Ontology annotation, cellular component: cytoplasm; extracellular region. NCBI's taxonomy places the organism in Eukaryota, Metazoa, Chordata, Mammalia, Artiodactyla, Lipotidae.